AUGCUGGUCGAUGCUUUCAAGCUCACGAAGGAGACUAGUGGAAAUGAUGCUCAGUCCUUCCAUCCACCGAUAGCCACAACCUCAACAUCCAAUCCGAUGCAAUCAGCCAAGAAACCCAGUACGGAGCUAGGGAACGGCGACGACCCCGGGUACGCAGACGCGAACGAGAUAUGCGAAGCGAGGGAAGGAAAGUCAAUAUCAAAUCCGGCGGGUCGGUUUUUUGCCCCAACUGGAUGCAAACGCAUGCUCGAUCUCCCCAACAUUCCCUGCGUGAUGCACGCCAUGCCAGGCUUCACUGCCUUUGAUGACCCAUCGACCGUAGUCAAUGGGGGAGUCUGGAGAUUUGACCGAAGCAGCAAAAUGCGCGUGGUGAUCCGCAGCCUAGGUCCUACAUCCGCCGGCCAGCGAUGCGCUCUACCAUCGGAAUCUGAUUCAAACAAGAAAAGAGAAAGAGCGAUGCAAGAGACAAUGUCAUGGCCGAAAUCCCAACGAACGGUCGUUGGCGCAAAAACGCUCGACCGGGAAGGUCUCCGGUAG
Letharia columbiana is the source of this 537-nucleotide messenger RNA. RefSeq lists its product as uncharacterized. The transcript is spliced from 2 exons. The record is from RefSeq and is a predicted model, not a curated record. The coding region runs from base 1 to 537 and encodes 178 amino acids. Lineage: Eukaryota; Fungi; Ascomycota; Lecanoromycetes; Lecanorales; Parmeliaceae.